AGCAGCUCCUUCCUUUGCUUGCAGUUCUACACUAUGAUGACAUGACAUUACGAUACUUUACCAAAACGAAACAACACAUAUAUAAAAAAUAAAAUUAAAAAAUAAAAACAAAAUCGAGGCUCACCACGACAUUUUCGAUUCCAUUGCGUUUCGUGCAUUUUUCAGUUCCAUUAUUCGUCUCUCUCUCUCUCUCUCUAGGGCAAAUUGCAAAGCCUCUUUCAGUUUCACCAUUCAUCGACGGAACAAUGAACAUCUUCAGGCUCGCCGGUGACAUGACUCAUCUUCUCAGCAUUAUCGUUCUCCUCCUCAAAAUCUACGCCACCAAAUCAUGCUCAGGGGUUUCUCGCAAGACUCAAGAGCUAUACGCAAUCGUGUUCCUAGCACGUUAUUUGGAUCUAUUCACGGACUUUAUUUCCGUUUACAACACCUUUAUGAAGGUUGUAUUCAUUGUUAGUUCGUUGGCUAUCGUUUGGUGCAUGCGUGUUCAUCCUUUGGUCAGGAGAAGUUAUGAUAAAGACCUUGACACAUUUCGCCAUUAUUUUCUUAUUGGCGCCACCUUUGUUUUGGCACUCGUUUUGCACGAGAAGUUCACAUUUCAAGAGAUCUUCUGGGCAUUUUCAAUAUACUUGGAGGCAGUUGCAAUACUGCCCCAGCUGGUUUUGUUGCAACGAAGUGGAAAUGUUGACAAUUUGACCGGGCAAUAUGUAUUCUUUCUUGGGGCAUAUCGUUCAUUUUACAUUCUCAACUGGAUAUACCGCUAUCUAACUGAGCCACGUUUCACUCGAUGGAUAGCCUGUGUCUCAGGUGUGGUUCAGACGGCUUUGUAUGCUGAUUUCUUCUACUAUUAUUUCAUCAGCUGGAAGAACAAUUCAAAACUAAAGUUGCCUGCUUGAAUCAUCUCAAAAUUGUUUUGAAAUUUAGACCCUUGUUAGGUGAGUCCCUGCUGGAUUUUAAGAGCAUAGUAAUCUAGAGAUUAGAUUAGAUGAGGUCAACUCCGCCCCUAUUCAUAAGUGGGGUAGAUGUGGGGUUUUUCGGGGAACAAUGGUAUAUGGAUUUUAACUUGUGAUAAACAUAACAGGUUCAUAGCAAUGCAAUAAUAGGUUAAAAUGAAAGUGUUACAAUUGAUGAUAUGGGUUGUUUGUAGAUUCAGGUCUCCAUACCAUGGUAUUGUAUAGUUUGAAGUGUAAGGUAGCUGAGUUUGGUUAUGAUUGGAAUGAUCCUGGCUAAGGUAUGACUGCACUGUAAAAAUUAUACAAUUUGCUUUUCACCGAACCUGCAAAAUGAAGUCGGAUUGUUCUAUCUAUAUACUAUUUAAUGAUGUUAA
Cicer arietinum (chickpea) is the source of this 1324-nucleotide messenger RNA. Its product is annotated as ER lumen protein-retaining receptor A. NCBI's taxonomy places the organism in Eukaryota, Viridiplantae, Streptophyta, Magnoliopsida, Fabales, Fabaceae. Gene Ontology annotation, molecular function: ER lumen protein retrieval receptor activity. Gene Ontology annotation, cellular component: membrane. Gene Ontology annotation, biological process: protein retention in ER lumen. The record is from RefSeq and is a predicted model, not a curated record.